This is a messenger RNA of Protobothrops mucrosquamatus (brown spotted pit viper), 1661 nucleotides long. It is a transcript of the gene PDE1A, whose product is annotated as phosphodiesterase 1A. NCBI's taxonomy places the organism in Eukaryota, Metazoa, Chordata, Lepidosauria, Squamata, Viperidae. Gene Ontology annotation, molecular function: 3',5'-cyclic-nucleotide phosphodiesterase activity. The record is from RefSeq and is a predicted model, not a curated record. The transcript has 13 exons. Bases 1 to 1656 code for a protein of 551 amino acids. Gene Ontology annotation, biological process: signal transduction.
AUGGGAUCUACAGGCACAGAGGGAACUGAGGGAAUGGACAGCACUCCUCUGAAGUAUCCCGUAGGAGGUCAUACAGAGAAAAUGUGGCAACGCCUGAAAGGGAUAUUAAGAUGUUUAGUGAAGCAGCUGGAGAAAGGCGAUGUUAACGUGGCUGAACUGAAAAAGAACAUCGAAUAUGCAGCGUCUGUUCUGGAGGCAGUAUACAUCGAUGAAACCAGGAGGUUGUUGGAUACCGAGGAUGAACUAUCAGAUAUCCAAUCAGAUUCUGUUCCACUGGAAGUACGAGAUUGGUUAGCAUCUACCUUCACGAGGAAAAUGGGGAUGACAAAAAGGAGACCGGAGGAGAAACCAAAAUUUCGAAGCAUCGUGCAUGCUGUACAAGCUGGGAUCUUUGUGGAAAGAAUGUAUCGAAGAACGUCUAGUAUGAUUGGUUUGGCUUAUCCAGCUGAAGUAAUAGCAUCCUUUAAGGAUGUUGACAAAUGGUCAUUUGAUGUAUUUUCCUUAAAUGAAGCAAGUGGAGGCCACAGCCUGAAAUUCAUGAUGUAUGAAUUGUUUACCAGAUAUGAUUUAUUGAGCCGUUUCAAGAUUCCUGUUCCAAGUCUUAUUUCAUUUGGAGAAGCUUUGGAAAUUGGCUACAGCAAGUAUAGAAAUCCUUACCACAACUUGAUCCAUGCAGCUGAUGUUACCCACACUGUACAUUGCAUCAUGCUUCUCACUGGGAUCAUGCACUGGUUAACUGAACUGGAAAUAUUAGCCAUGAUUUUUGCAGCUGCAGUUCAUGACUAUGAACAUACUGGGACUACAAACAAUUUCCACAUUCAGACCAGGUCAGAUGUUGCCAUUCUGUACAAUGAUCGCUCUGUUCUCGAAAACCACCAUAUUAGUGCUGCUUAUAAGAUUAUGCAGGAAGAGGAAAUGAAUAUUCUGGUGAAUCUAACAAAAGAUGAAUGGAGGGAGCUGCGCAACCUGGUUAUUGAGAUGGUUUUAUCUACUGAUAUGUCUGGGCAUUUCCAGCAAAUCAAGACAAUGAGGCACACUCUUCAGCAAACAGAAGGGAUAGACAAAGCCCGAGCCAUGGCCUUGAUCCUCCAUGCUGCUGACAUCAGCCAUCCAUCAAAAUUGUGGGAUCUGCACUACCGAUGGACAAAGGCCCUGAUGGAAGAAUUUUUUCGACAGGGAGAUAAAGAGGCAGAGCUGGGGCUACCAUUCUCUCCUCUCUGUGACCGGAAAUCCACCAUGGUGGCACAGUCCCAAAUAGGUUUCAUUGAUUUCAUAGUGAAACCGACGUUUGCUCUUCUUACUGACUCCAUGGAGAAAAUAGUUUUUCCUCUUAUAGAGGAAGCAUCAAAGUCCGAAAGUCCUACCUUUGUGACAGCACCAAGUGAAAAUAGUACAGGAAGUACCAGCAGUGAUAUACACAAAAAGAUAAGUAUAAAAAAUGCCGCAUGUGUUGGUGGGACCUGCUCAGAAAACCCUUUGGCAAUGGUGGAUUUAAGAAGCUUUAAGGACAACUUGUUCCAGACCAUACAGGAAAACAAAGACAGGUGGAAAGAUUUAGCAGAAAAAGGUAGGUUUUCCCUUGCCAGUUCACCAAUAAGUUCAUCUUUUAUCUGUGUUUAUGUUACCUUGGACAUACUAGAUAACAAGAUUUGCUAAUGGUC